AUGAGUUUAAAGUAUCUCUCACACCGCAGCCUUGCACGAGUGCGUCGCCGUCUUUACAACUCCCAAUAUGUAUUUAACCUGCGACUCGCUGCUGUGUUGAUAAUCCUCACACUUAUCAACAUCUCAGUCCUUUACAGUAGAACCCAUCACACCUCACCAGAGGCGCUGCCUGUACAGAAAGCCGACCAUAAUAAUAAUAAUAAUAAUAAUAAUAAUAAUGAGCCUGAGGGUGAUGACCGUAUUAUAUCUCCCGCUGUACAGAAAGAAGAAAGAAAAAGAGAAGAGGAAAAAGAAGAAGAAGAAAUACAUACAAAUAUGGAGUUGAGAACACCACACGAACAGCAGAAAGAAGUAGAUAUGCAUGAACCCCAACGGGGAACAAUAUUAUUAUCUUCAUCGUUAUCAUCAUCAUCAUCAUCACUACCACUAUUGUUAAGACGUCGCUUUGACACCUUUUCCCACACAACACCCACACUUAGUUUAUUUCCUGGUGGAUUCUCCAACAGCACAUGGAAAGAGGCAUGUGAACAAUAUACGGAACUACUGCAGUACUCUGUGGGAGAUGUCCUGCAGGGAUCCAAAUCUUUUAAAGAUAUUCACACUUAUAAACAUCAUGGAGUCCUUUUACCUAAUCUUACUAGUAAUAACGAUAGAAGAGAUCAUGCAUGGAUCCCAGGAGCUUUACCACAACCCACAGAAGAAUUAAUGGAGUUUUAUAAACAAGAAAUGCAACUGGCGGAGUAUGAUGUGAUGGUGUUAAAUACACUACGGCAUAAUAUGGGAAGUGUAGAGUUCUGCGAUCCCACAGAUGCGGAUUACACACCUAGUAAAGAUACCGCGUGUUUGGCAUAUCUUAACAAUCCAGCUAAUUGGAUGGCUUUAAAGCCCAUGUCUAGUAUACUCUCAACAGGACGAACUAUUAAGUUUUUACUCUCACUUCGUCAUAAUAAUAUAACGGCUGUGGUGAAAUUAUCUCAAACACGAUUUCUGUUGGAGCCCGUAAGUGAAGUGGUGGCAUUUCAUAUGGAUCGUGUUCUUGGAUUUCGCCGUGUACCGCCCACAGCGUGGGUACAGAUUCCUGUAGAUUACAUUAAAGCCGCUGCAGCCACACUUGGUCCUUUUUAUGUACAUUGGGUAGAAGAAGCCGUACUUUCAACACGGUAUGGUAAAGCUAUUACAUCUCAUUGUAAAGAUAAUCGAUUAGCGGCAGUAAUGAAUAUUGAAAACCCCAAGUGUAUAUUAGCAUCUGUACAGUUAUGGAUGUGGGAUGUGGAUAAUAUAGAGAGUUCAGCUUUUGUAGACUUUGUAGAACAUUUACCCGCUCUCCGUAGACUUGAAGAGGUGGAUCCCAACAACAACAACAACAACAACAAGAAGAAGAAAAACAGCAAUCAUGAUGAUAAUACGAAUAAUAAUAAUAAUAAUAAUAAUAAUAAUAAUAAUAAUAAUCAGGAUGAGGUUAAGGAUGCUGAAGAGAUAUUUGAAAAGAAGGAUCACACGGGUGAAGAAGACGGAGAAGAAGAAGAAAAAAUAAUGAUAAAUCAUCCUUCCACAGAAGAAACACACAUGUCAGCAGCGGCUAUGCGAGAUUUGACUGCACGUGAACAAUGGGAUCAAUUAGCAUUUGAUACAAUCAUUGGAAAUGCAGACCGGUGGGUGGGGCACAAUACAUUUGUACUCGCCGCAUGUGAACCCAGAUUUUCUUGUCAAACCGCCCGUUUAACUUCACGGAAGUACGAACCACGAUCAAAAAGUAAAAGACGAUUUAUUUACAUUGAUCAAGGAAGUGCCUUUUAUAGACACGGUUUACAUAGUGGUAGUGUAUUUGCAGAGAACCGGAAAACACCAUAUUGUCGUUUCCAUCGACGGACUAUGGAACGUUUAGAGCGGAUUACACUCUUUGCCUUUGGAUCCAGAGAUUUAAAUAAUAAUAAUAAUAAUAAUAAUAAUAAUAAUAAUAAUAAUAAUAAUAUUUCUGCAGAGAUGCCUAUGAUUGCCCGUGAGAUAUUAGGAGAAACAGCAGCGGUAGAGGCCAAACGUGUGGAAACCGCUAUUUAUAAACAUCUUCUUCAACCACGAUUACCGGCGAAGUUGGGGAUUAUUAUGCCGCAUACCUUAAUUAAAAGAGCGUGUAGACGUGUGUGGUAUAUUCUCGCACAUCGUACACGGUGUCUUGAAAGUAGCGAAACGGAUAUAUUUUUCUGA
Molecule: messenger RNA, 2205 nt
Organism: Trypanosoma theileri
Lineage: Eukaryota; Euglenozoa; Kinetoplastea; Trypanosomatida; Trypanosomatidae
Exons: 1
Coding region: 1-2205 (734 amino acids)
Source: RefSeq, a predicted model, not a curated record